CAGCCAACUUACGAAUGAAGGGGAAAUAAAAAAAAAAAAAAGAGCUACUGCCAGUUUAAAACAGGUACGCGCUGUGACUUGAAAAUAGGCCAUUGGCUGUUCUGUUCUGAUGCGUCCCCGAUGUCUCUGAAUGGAGCUUCUCCUUCAGCUGAUUUCACUGUGCCGGGUGCGCAGAUGUGGAGCUGCAGCUCAAGUUUGAAGAUCAUAGUCAGGAGGGGAAAAAAGACAAGGAUGCGUCUAUUUUAGGUCGACAGAUUGGAUGUUUGCAUCAAAGUCACUCUUUAAGAAGCGCCGCGAAACAAACCUGGAUUUGCGCUCAACACCGACUGACGAGACACUCAGAGGGCAUAGGAAUGUACUGCAAGGGAGGAUAUGAGAAAGUCAUCCUGCUCAUCUUUUACCUCCAGCUGUGGUCCAAGCCGAUGGGUGAAGCAAUUCAUCCGGACUGUGCCAUCAUCGCUCAGCACCUGAGGGCUCGAGAGAUUUGCAGCCAGACGAGAAGGAGCGAGGCGCAAAACCGGAGCGAUAACAGCGGAUGUAAAACAGAAUGGGACGAGAUUGGAUGCUGGCUGAGGGCCGAAGCUGGGCAAGUUGUCAAUUUAUCCUGCUCUGAGGUCUUCCAGCAUUUCUCCAGCAAUCAAGGGUAUGUGUACAGAAAUUGCACUGCUGAUGGCUGGUCUGAAAUGUACCCAACUUAUGAAGAUGCCUGUCAUUUCAGUGAUGACAGCGAGCCUGAAUCUGAGACAAGUUACCUCCAUACGUUCAGACAGGUCUACACUGUAGGGUACGCCACCUCACUUAUCACUCUCCUGACAGCUAUAGUGGUGUUCGCAGGUUUCAGGAAGUUUCGCUGUACCAGAAACUACAUCCACAUCAACCUGUUUUCCUCAUUCGUCUUGAGAGCCAGUGCUGUGUUCAUUAAGGAUGCGGUGCUGUUUGCAGAUGAAACUCUCGACCACUGCUCUGUUUCUACGGCUGGGUGUAAGUCAGCUGUGGCUUUUUUCCAGUUCAGCAUCCUAGCCAAUUACUUUUGGUUGCUGGUGGAGGGCAUGUAUCUGCAGACCCUGCUGGCCCUCACUUUCGUCUCUCAGAGGAAAUACUUCUGGUGGUACAUUCUCAUUGGAUGGGGAUUGCCAUCAACGAUUCUCGUACUUUGGGUUCUGACCAGAUUUCUCUAUGAUGACAGAGGCUGUUGGGAUGACAAUGACAGCGUUGGCAUUUGGUGGAUCAUUAAAGGACCAAUAACAGGCUCGCUGCUGGUCAACAUAGUCAUCUUCAUAAACGUUAUCCGGAUUCUGGUCCAAAAGCUUAAAUCUUCAGCCAUGGCUGGAAACAGCGACACUGGUCACUUCAUGCGGCUGGCUAAAUCAACCCUGUUCCUCAUUCCUCUGUUUGGGAUGCACUACACUGUGUUUGCCUUCCUGCCUGAAAACACUGGAGUGGCUGCCAGACUGUACAUCGAGCUGGGCCUGGGAUCCUUUCAGGGAUUUGUUGUGGCACUUCUUUACUGCUUCAUGAAUGGAGAGGUCCAGGCAGAGCUCCGGAAAUGGCUUUGGAGGUGCCACAAUCCAAAUCUCACUCCUGCUAAGAGAAGCAUCACUCAGGUCACAAUUCGAACCCAUGGAGGCAUGGGGCCUUCGUCUAGUGCCAACAUUUCUGCUGUAUAGUUCUUGUUUGUAAAAGGAGAAAAAGAAAAUUCUGAAUGUGAAGAAACAAUAAAAGCGUGGCAUUCCUCUGCUGAAAAUAACGACGGCACAACUUCAACUAUUGUUUUAUAAGACAUGAAAGCACAAGAAAAACAGAGUCAAACCUGUGGAGGCGUUAUGGUGCCAUGGUAAAACAGGAAGCAACAACCAAGACAGAGCUGGCCCUGGACCGAAGAGGAUUUCAGAUGCUUGAGUUUACAGGUUGUAAAUAAAUGAAUGAGCUGAUUCAUCUACACAGCUUUAAUUUUACUCUAAUUGUUAUUUUAAUGCUAACUGUAGCAACAGGACCCAUCUUCAGUGGUGUGAAACUCAUUUUCAUUUGGGGCCACAUCAAGAUAAUCUUAAAAUCAUAUACUGUGGCAGAAUGUAUAGUAUUAUAGUGUUGUCUGUAUUCAAUGAGUAGUUCUAAAUAUUUGAUCAUACUUAAUAUACUUUAUCAUUGAAGUAAUUUGGCACUUUACAAAUAAAGCAGAUUUGAUAUAGUAUUUAAGUACAAAACUAGUAUCUUGAAUUUCUUGAAAUAGUUAUGGUUGGCCAGAUCUGGCCUGUGGGCCUUGAUUUUGACACAUGUGCCUUAAAUGGUGUCUUGAAAACCACAGCACUUGUACUGAAUUGUCUCACACACUACUUAGAUUUUUGAAAGAAAGCAUUAGAUUAUGUAUUAAAUGAAUCCACUGUACAUGUUGACAUAUUAAAUGUGCAUGGAGGUAGAAAUAAAAUUUGUAUUAGUUUACAGAGUCUGAAAAAUGUCAGUCUUUGAAAAGUACAACAACAUACCACAGAUUUAUUUUGCAGUUAGUUCACACAAGUAGACGUGGAUGUUGGACAUCAGAACACUUAUACGUGACUCAGUAUUACAGGUUGAACACAAGAUGAAAGUUUCUACAUUGUUUUUCAACAUCUAAGUUUAAAUUCUUUUGAAUGCCUGUCAUUACGUAUACAUGCAUACAGAAUACAUUCUCUCAAGUUUCCAGUCAUCCACAUACACUCUUAAAACUGGACCAUAAACAGCUUUACAAAAACACUGUCACAAACAUUGUAGAUUUUAGUCAAGAAGUCCACCUGUAUGGCAAAAAUAUACACUAUUCAUGAUAGAGAAAAGACAUCAUUUGUACACCAGAGCAAAUUGAUAGCGGGGAACAUCUAAGAGCAGCUGAGAAGCAAUAACUCUACAUUCAAAAAUUCAUUGACAAUCAGUAAAACUCACACACACUUGACCAAACUGGCUCAGCAAGCCAUAACAGUUAAAACUGCAUGUUAACACAGAGAUGCAUCACAAAACACAGUUCAAACAAGAGAUUUGACAUUUUUGCAAUUACAGUCAUAUUUUAGUGAGAUUCAGAUGGUGGUCUAUUACUUAAACUGCAAAUGACAGAAAAGUGAAGUUAGCAUUCAUAAGCUACCAGCUACUUGAAAAUUGCCUACAUAUGACUAGCUAGCUAGAAACUAGCUUUUUAAAGGAGAAAAUGUGCUGAUAUAUUGAUUUCAGCUUUAAAUCUCAGACCUCUGAACAACACUAGACUUGAUGUUUAUGAUGUGCAAAAGUUCUUUGAGUAAGGAUGGGUAGCAUUGAUGGUAAGUAUGAUCCACUCUGAAAGAUUGACAUAAAUCAUGACAUUCUUAAUGUACAUUUUUAAAGCUGUGAAGUGUACACCAAUUGCUUCAAAUGUAGUCACUUAUUUACAGUCUAAUGACUAGUAAUGCUGUGCUAUCAAGAGGCUUGGAAACUAGGCUAGAAUAGCUGAAAGCUGAACUUAUCAAGUAUGGCUAUUAACCCUUUGCAUGUGAUGUCAUGCUCUCCAGAUAGCAACUCACUUGGUUGGUAGUCUAAUAUCACUUUUAAUCAGUUGAUUCGGGGUGCUAUGUGGUCAGUUGCACAAAGACAAGGAUGGAAACCAAACUUGUCAUUUUAUUGUAAACCUUUCGAUGGGGAAAAAUGAUGGAGAUGGUGUAUUAGUGGUUUUGCAGUAAGCACUUUUUACAAGGUAAAAUGAUUAAUGUUCAAGUACUUCAUAAGUAGGUUCAGUAAGAUGCAGUAAAAUAUUGCAUUAUGGAGAAGGUAUGCACCUAAUCUUUAGCAACCAUAGAGCAAACGCCCCACCAUCAUGGAACCUAUCAUGUAUGACAAAACUAACAAGUAUCUAGACUUUACUACGCUUUUAAGUCUGCUCUGGUGUAAGAGAAAACACAAUUUAUGACAUAGUGGUAUAAAUCAUGUGGCACAAAUUCAGGCAAGGUUGGCAAUUUGGUCAAAUCAACACAAAAGUCAGAAGGGAAAAGGUUUGGGUCGGUUUCUGAGCUAGCUUUUCCAAAUUUUGUAAAUACUGCUGCCUACGAGCCACAACCAACUACGUGAUUAAGUGACGAAGCUGUAAGGGGUCAAUACUAUCCAGACUAGAAUUGUGUUCACAGAUAAAUUAGCUCAACUUGAACAAGUAGAAGUCAUGGCCUUACUGGCAAAAACAACUUGGGAAAACAAUCGGCGUGACUUUGAUACUCCAGUCUUUCACUUCCAGUUUUUGUCAUGGCGCCUUUUGACUAAGUGAUUAAGUGACAUAGCUGCAAAAGGUUAAUACUAUCCAGACUACAGUAGAGUUAGCUACUACCUUUAGAUAUACUAACAUAUCUCAUGUAACUUAGUAUAUUGAUUUUCUAGUUAGACUACUCUUUUUUUUUUUUUUUUAGAGAUUUUUAGAGUCUAAUAUUUUUUUAGAAAUAUAAACAUUUUUUUUAUUAGAAAUAGAAGCUCGACUAGAGAUUUCCGGGCCUUGAUUACACAUUUAGAUCUCAUAUCUGACUGGGCACACAAAGCAUUAAUCACAACUUUGACCCCCUGUACAGGUCAGCUGAUUUGGGGCUGUAACUACCUCACUUUGGAAGCAGAGUUGCAACAUAGUCGGGUUGAUCCACCUCAACUCCUCUCUCCAUAUUAGUUCUUUCACAGAACACAUGAUGGAGAAGCCGUCUUAUAGGAGUUUAAUGG
Molecule: messenger RNA, 4689 nt
Organism: Xiphophorus couchianus (Monterrey platyfish)
Lineage: Eukaryota; Metazoa; Chordata; Actinopteri; Cyprinodontiformes; Poeciliidae
Gene: ghrhra
Product: growth hormone releasing hormone receptor a
Exons: 13
Coding region: 354-1667 (437 amino acids)
Biological process (GO): adenylate cyclase-modulating G protein-coupled receptor signaling pathway; cell surface receptor signaling pathway
Cellular component (GO): plasma membrane
Molecular function (GO): peptide hormone binding; G protein-coupled peptide receptor activity
Source: RefSeq, a predicted model, not a curated record